AGUUAAACAGGCUUUCGUAAACUGUGGUAAACUACUUGAACUCACUCUAAAUGAGAGUCACAAUUGUAAUUUGGGUACUAUUACAAGGUUAAUCGUAGGUCUCAGGAUAAUUUUUAUGAGGCGAAGAAAACAGCAACAAUGACAGAGCACGAUCGCAUGUGUGGCAGCCGAUGUCUGGGUCCAAUGACUUUUCAUCUGCAACUGACAGGCCAAUAUGUCACCAUCGGCCAAGGAGGGCAACUGGCGUCCAGGGACACUUCAUCCUUUAUGAACGGGUUGGCUUUUCUAAGUCGCACUGUAAAGUUGGAUGAAAAGAUUUGUAUACGUAUCGAGGACUGCACCUCAUUGUGGGAUGGAGCUCUUCGUGUAGGUUUCACCAACAUCUGCCCAAAUACACACAGUAUCCCACCUGCCUCUAUACCAGAGCUGAGGGAUACGCCGGGCUAUUGUGUCGUGCCAGUGCCCGAGGACUUGUGUAGAUGCAGUGCAGUGAUUCAGUUCUGGAUAAACUAUGCAGGCAUGGUUAUUGUACAAGGAACAAGUGGAGAGAGAUUUUACCUCAAAGCAACGGGAUUGAACCUGAACAAAUCACUUUGGGUUUUCAUCGAUCUGUACGGGAGCACAAACACAGUGCGCCUUUUGGGCUCAAGGAGGGGAAGUCGUACAUCAUGCCCAGUUUAUCCCUUAAAUACCACACCAGGCAUCAACUGGCUUGUUGGUCAUACUACAGAUGGUGAGAGUCAAAUGCGAGAAGAAACACAUCGCAACUCCAACCUAAUCUUAACAGUAAAUAAUCACAGAGAAGAAACCAGAAAAGCCCGAAAAACAUCAUCUUGCUGGAAACCGAAUCUCUUCCUCCUACAGUAUGCCAAUCAGAAGACUGUUCCCAGCCCUGUAGACCGUUAUGAACUCACGAGAGCUGGCUUAGGAAUACCUGUUUGUGAGUCAGAGAGAAGUGUUGAUCUAAACUGGACUUGGAGAGAGCUAAAUCACUUCAUUUGCUCCAGCUAUCCCUUGGUCGAGCUGGAUUCGAUUGGUUUCUGUGCUGUGAAGGCUGAGAAACAUGGAAGACUUUGCAGAAUUCACAGCAACACUCUGAAGAAGCUGAAAAAGGAGUUGGGCGAGAGUGUUCUUUAUAUAAUACCCAGGAGAGACAUUGUAUUAAAUGAGAUGUCCACAAAUACAUUAUCAUCAGUCAUGAAUACCAAUGUUUUGUCAACACCAUGCUCUCCUCCCCCUGUUACUGCACAACAACGAAGGCACCGACUGACAUCAACCAACAGUUGCCUUUCAAAUUCAAGCCUGAACUCUUCAAUGGAGGACAUGGACAUUAGCUCUUUGCUCAGAGAGUUUCAGCACAUGCAUCUCAGCACCAGUGAGAAGGUUUCAGUAUUGGUUUACCGAAACAAGUUGCUGCAGAGUGCCAAAGAUGCUCUAUCCAACUGCAGUUUCCUCUGGACCAAAAUCCCUAUGGUGACAUUUGUUGGGGAGGAGGCUCUUGACUGUGGAGGUCCCCGGAGAGAGUUCUUCAGAAUCCUGAUGCUGGAGGUGCAAUGCUCUCUGGGCAUCUUUGAGGGGAAGCCUGGACAUUUGUUCUUCACGUAUGACCAAAUGGCCUUGGAGCAGCACAAGUAUGAGCUGGCAGGGAAGCUGAUUGCAUGGUCUGUGGCUCAUGGUGGACCAGGACUCAAAGCUCUUGAUCCCUGUUUGUAUCAGCUGAUGUGCACCCAGGAAUGUCAACUGGUAGACUUUGACUGGCACCUAAUACCAGAUGCUGACAUCCAGGACAAAUUGCAAAAGAUUUUGUCAUGCAACACAACACCCAAGCUCCAUAAGCUGCAAAGAGAACAAGGAGAUUGGAUUUGUGAGUGCGGUUUUCCUGGAAUUUACAGACCUGACAUUUCCAUCCGAGAUGUGCAAAAAAUUUACUCCUUUGCCGUACGACACUAUGUAUAUCUUAGAACAUCAAAUAUGAUUCAUCAGUUCACAGAAGGACUGAAUGCUUAUGGACAGUUCUGGGACAUGGUAAAAGCUAACUGGAUUGAGUUCCUGCCUAUCUUUACCAACAUGCAUGAGUCAUUAUCCAGAAGCACAUUCAAAGCCCUGUUCCAAAUCCACUGGAGUAAAGCAGGGACCAAGAUGAGGGAAGAUGAGGAGAAGACUAUUCAUCACUGGGAAUUGCUCCUUAAGAUGAUUGAGGACAAAAAAACUGAGUUACAUUAUGAGGAGCUUUUGGUUUUCAUAACUGGAGCGGAUGAAGUCCCACCACUGGGGUUCUCUCAAAAGCCCAGCAUUCACUUCUACCAGCCAGAGAGGCGUGGAUGCCGUCUACCAUAUGCAAACACAUGCAUGAUGGGAUUGUUCCUCCCCAGAAUUGUAAAAGAUGAAGUGGAACUGUACAGAAUGCUUAUGAGAGCAGUUAGAGACUCUGGAGAAUUUGGGAGAACAUAAAACUAUACAGUGUAAUUCUAUAUUCUAAAAACAUAAUUAUGCCCAUUUAUAAAUUAUUAUUAUUUCAUUAAAGCACCUAUGUACAGUGAUUUGUAUAUGUUAUUUUUAUGAUGUUAUAAUGUUUUCUACACAAGGUAUUUGUAAAUAAAAAGGUUAUAUUUUAUUGUCAUACAAAUGUCAGACAUGAUUUAAAUAAAAUGUA
Myxocyprinus asiaticus (Chinese sucker) is the source of this 2653-nucleotide messenger RNA. Its product is annotated as G2/M phase-specific E3 ubiquitin-protein ligase-like. NCBI's taxonomy places the organism in Eukaryota, Metazoa, Chordata, Actinopteri, Cypriniformes, Catostomidae. The transcript is spliced from 11 exons. Gene Ontology annotation, molecular function: ubiquitin protein ligase activity. The coding region runs from base 139 to 2451 and encodes 770 amino acids. The record is from RefSeq and is a predicted model, not a curated record.